Molecule: messenger RNA, 5089 nt
Organism: Bufo bufo (common toad)
Lineage: Eukaryota; Metazoa; Chordata; Amphibia; Anura; Bufonidae
Gene: STIL
Product: STIL centriolar assembly protein
Exons: 17
Coding region: 167-3970 (1267 amino acids)
Biological process (GO): centrosome duplication; protein localization to centrosome; mitotic spindle organization
Cellular component (GO): centriole; centrosome
Source: RefSeq, a predicted model, not a curated record
CCAGAUUCGUAGUUGCGGCUAAUGACUGUGUUUAGUGAGGGGCCGGUAACUGUCAUUAUUUAUCACGGAAACCCCUCCCCGGGGAGCUGCCGCCACUCCUGCCGCCUAGGAGCCUCACCGAGAAGCAGAGCAGAGCGCAGACGGCGUCCAUGCUGAGCUCCAGGAUAUGAGUGCAAAUAUGAGUGUGAAGAACUCGCAGUUCCAUAAGGAUGCCAGCAAUAAUCAGAACAAUAUAAGGAAUAUGGCUACCCGGAUGCUCCCAAUUAAUUUUCCUCCGUCAAAAGCUGUGCUUUGGGAUUCCACCCCCAUGGGAGAUCCCAUCGGAUUACAUUUCAGCUAUUACAGAAACCCUCACAUUCUGCUGUCCGAGAAAGCCUUAAGAUUGUCCUAUCGUCAUGCCAAGACAGAGAGAAAAUCGUUCUAUUGCUUCUUACUUGGAUCUUUUUCUGUGGACGAUGACGAAGAAGGAAUAACGCUAACAAUCGAUCGCUUUGACCCUGGCCGUGAGAAGGCGGGCAGCAUCGGCAAAGUGCCCUCUACUCUGCUACCGGGAGAUUCCGCUAUUCCCUGCACCAUUUAUCCCAAGGAAACUAUCAGAGACGCCAUGCUACACACACCUGAAGACUUCACAUCUUCUUUUAAGGGUCUGCAGAGCCAUCUUCACAGCAGAGAAGCCUUGGAUCUCUCCAAAUUGCUCACUGUGAGAGCUCAUAUCACUUACUCGGAGAACAUGGACAAUCUUCACUUUGAUCUUCGCUGGGCGGCUGUCACAGUAGCAAAUACAUUUGAAAGUACUCCCAUAAAGCCUGUCCCAAUUAUACCGACGGCCCUCGCCAGGAACCUGAGCAGUCACAAUAAUAUUGCUCAGCUUCAAGGAACUCACAAAUGCGGGUAUUUGACGAUGGAUCAAACCAGGAAACUGCUCCUCGUCCUUGAGUCUGAUCCGAAGGCUUACACAUUGCCGCUUGUUGGAAUUUGGCUGAGUGGCAUCACACACAUCCACAGUCCGCAGGUGUGGGCCAGCUGUCUGCGCUACAUGUACAGCUCUUCAAUUAAAGAAAGGGUGCUCUCAGAGUCCGGAAGUUUCCUCAUAGUCCUGUAUUCGCUCACCCACAAGGAACCGGAGUUUUACGAGUGCCUUCCUUGCAUUGGCCACGAUCCCCUUGGCUUUCAGUUGCUGGCAUGCGAAGAUGCAUUACAUCUCUUCAAGAACGUGGAAUCUUCUAAGCAGUCUCAACUUCAGUUUGAGCUCUCCACUGACGGCCAGAAUUCAGAAGCGUACCUGUUUAACGAAGUUUCCAAGAUGGUUUCAGCUUCUGUAGUCAAACCAAAUAUAUCUCCCUCUAAAUUGUCUGUAAGCGACCAUGAUUCUGGCGUAGAAGAUGAGGAUUUUUCUCCUAGACCUUCUCCUCGCCCUCAUCCAUCAUUUCAGCAGGCAACUAAAAUCCGUCCUUGUGUGCCAGAACUUUCUUUGGUAUUUGGAAGUGUUGUAGAACCAAGACCUGAAGCUCAACAUAAUAGUAAGAAACUUCCACCAUUAUCCUCAACACCGAAAACUGGCAGUCAAGUCCUGAGCGCAUCAUGUCAAAAUGGUGACCAACCUGUGAAGGAAUCCUCUACAAAGCCAUUGCUCUUGUCCUUUAAAAAUUCUAAGAGCCAAGCAACAAAGCCAUGCAAAGUCCGAAUAACUGCAGCCAAUGAGCCAAGCCUUCUCCAGAAUGCAAGAGGGCAAGCUAGAAGAAAUUCCACAUCCUCUUCAUCCUCGUCUUCUCUGUCCACGCCACGUACCGGCUCUUCUCCUGAUACAUCAGUUCAUCAGGUCAGAGGUUCAGCCAACCUUGAUCUGAGCUGUAACAUUAGUGGAUCCUGCCACGAACAACCAGCGAUGGCGCCGGCUCAUAUUUCCAGGCAAUCGCCUCUAUUGCAAUCUCCAACCCACAAUGUGAAUUUUCCUCUUCCGCCAAGAAAACUUUCUGAAAUGCCCAAACCAACUCCUAACUAUGCUCCUUGCCAUCCAACCAAUGUUUGUAACUGUUGCCACAAUAUUGCCCCAGCAAAAUGCCACACUGCAAGUUCUUGGCCAGUGAUGAACGGUUGUAUUAACCAUUGUGGCGUGGAGAGCCCAUCGGACGCUUAUCCAAACAUAAGCGGUCCAGCCGUGUGCUGCAACGCGGUGUGCGUCAACAAUUGCCAAAGAAGUACCUCCAGGGCAGGGAGCUGCUCGUCACCGGUAGAAAAUGUGAUGUCACCGGGCAGGAGGGAUUCUUUGCCAAUCAAUGUGUGCAGUCCUCGUUCAUGCCAGCAUAGUACAACUCCAGCAAUGUCUGCAACUAAUGGGAUGUUGGGGUUGUCUUCUGAAGCCUACCACCUUCUAGCCGAACAGGACAGGCAACUGAAGCUCCUUCAAACUCAGAUUCAGCGCUUGUUAGAAGCCCAGAAUAAUUGCAAGGAGGUCGGCUCCUCACAGAACGUGUCUUCUGCACCGAAAGUGGCAGAAUCUGUGGCCACUGAAACAAAGGAAUCUGAGCACGCCGCAAAAACCAGCGUCAGCAUUGCCGUCGGUACAGGUGCAAGCCUGUUUUGGAACACCCCUCCAUGUCCUGAGGAAGAGGAGACUAUGGACAAACAGGAUGAGUCUGACCUUUGCAACGAACUGAGCGCGGCUGUGAACAAUGAGCAAGAUGCAAGCCUCACCACCAUCGCUUCCUCCUUACAGGCUGUAGACAUCUACAGCUUUGCAGAAAGCAGUCAGCUGACAGACUGCGGCGAGCACUCUCCUGCUGCACCAGUGCCUGUUUGCAGCACAAGAAAUGAAUCCCGUUCUCCUCACCCGGAGUAUGAUGGCAGAUUGUCCGGUAAUGCCAGCCUGGGAACGUCGGGGAACCCAGGCGCUGUGGAUCUGCCCCCAGAAAAGUUUUACAAGGACUUACUGAGUCAGGUUAACCAUUUAUUGAGGAGCUCAACAAGUGAGGAUCCUAGUGGAAAUGAGUCCAGAACCUGUGAAUCUCCCUUGGAGCAAUCCACUGACUAUGUGCAACCCGGGGCAAGCCAUAGCGGCCAGGACGGUGUACUGAAGGCCACGCUGAAACAGCUGAAGUCACUAGGAGUGAACAUUGAACAAGAAACCUCAGACAUGAAGCUGAACAAGUCGGAUACGUCCGAUAAUGCCUGUGUUCUCGCCUCCAUCAACCCAGAAGCGCUCAUCCCAAGACUGAACUACAUGUCCUUUACCAACAUCGGCUUAAGCGGUUUCAUCCCCAAUGGAGUUGACUUGAGCAUGGAAGCGAACGCCAUCGCCUUAAAGUAUCUGAGUGAGUCUCAGCUGACGCAGCUCUCUCUGACUCACGCAAGCAAGAACAAAGCGCUGGAUUCCUUCUCUCUUCACAACCUGUUUCCUGGGAGCGGGGAGAAGAGCAUGGUCGGCCUCAGCGUAAUCUCUCUCAACAACAUGUCUUUCGCCACUAAGAAGUACUUGAAGCGUUAUAACCUGAUGGAGAGCAACGACAGCAGCGACGACGAGGCGGACUCCUCAGAAAACCACUGUGCAAGUGACAGCCACGUGGAGAGGAACCAGAGGAUGUCCCCUCACCAGUCCUUAAGUAAAGAGCUUCUGGAUUUUAUCUCUGAACCUAAAGUGAACUUGAGAAUCGCAGACAAAACGCCUCAAGAACUUGGUCAUAACGCAGAGGUGAAUACCUUAAGGAACAUCACCAAUGAGAUAUCUGCAAAGGUUGUCCCUGGAGUGCAAGCAUCUGACGAGACCUCUCUGAGGUUCUUCAAAGAUCUCAACCCCAAGGCCAAGCUGACCUCAGGAAAAGGCCAAUUCACUGCGCACCCGGAAAAGGAGAAUGGAAGAAACUCCCCCCAAUUCCAUGCAAGGGAGUCUGCUAAAAAAUCCACAGGCCCUGGCGGCUCCACAGGGGACAUCCUAGAUGUGAACAGACUCCGCCAGCUCCCAAAACUAUUCUGAGCAAUUACCGGAUCUACUGAAUGGCUGGUGACUGCAGAUAUUCCUUCCUAUGGAAGUACACGACCUGCAGACUGGGGGGCCCUUCGCUGAGCGCACGGCUUUAUUGUAUCAGAACUUAACUCUUUUGUGUUCCCAGUGCAUAACGACAGGUUCUAUAAUAUGACGGGUCUGAAGCAAAUUGAUUGGCUCUAUUGUCAUUACAUCCUGAAGCGGUAUCAGGGCUCAUGUGCACGAACGUGUGCCCGCCGUCUGCGGACCCGUUCACUUGAAUGGGGUCCUCGUUUCACACGGUCUGUGGGCUGUAGUGCUUCCAAUCCGUGCCUCUGUUCCGCAUUGUAUCUCCCGGAUUGCGCACCCAUUCACUUGAAUGAGCCCACCCGGUGCCCCGUAUAUUGCUCGCGCGCUAUUUGCGGGCCGCAAUACUGGCACCGGCCGACAAUGGUCAUGUGCAUGAGCCCUUAGAGUAUCUCCGGGUUUCCCUAGUCUGGGUAAUAGUUUACAGGAACCUCAUCCAUGGAUUGGACAAUGUGUAACACCAAGCUGUCAAUUUAUUUCUAAAUUUCUAGUGGGAAUAACAGAGGAACAGCACAACUCAUGAGAACUUAUUAGAACUUAGACGAGAAGUAUUUACUGAGAAAUGUCUGCUGACAUGUUUUUUGAGCCAUCGGAUGCCGCAGUUAAUAGCAGGAGAGCUUUUGACAUUCUGAGCCGGUGUUAAAAAGCAAAAUCUUAAUUUUUAAAUUUGGGUGGAAUAUUUCAAGGAUCCAGACUGUGAUUAAUUUUACCUUUUUAUAUUUGAUUUUAUGAGAGUUUUGGAAGAAAUGGCCCCCCUCCCCCCAGUCUGUAUCCACAAGCUGAUGAUGCCAUUGUUCCACUAUCCGGAAGGCUGGGGGAGCGUGUCCUCAGAUUAUGUGGCUGGAACACGUAAUAUUUCCAGUUAUCUAUUCUUGAUGCUGUGCUCGCGUUUUGCACUUGUCUUUGGCGUGUCGUUGUUUUUGUGUGUGUGACUGAAACUUUUAUCCAGAUGGCGAUAUCUAUUUGUAUCAGAGUCCAUUUUCUAUUUAAAUUCAUAUUUUUUUUUUUUUAUAUUUGUGAAAUAUUUUAUAUUUUUUAAUAAAG